AUGGUUGGUGAUGAGAAGAAAUUAGCUGAAUCUUCAUUGAUACCACUAGAAAUCGAUCCCACCAGUAUUUUAAGCUUAUCCAAAGGGGUCAUAUUUGAUACUAUUGUACACAAUAUUGAAUGCACAUUGAACAAUCGACAAACUAAUCCAUUACCAUGGAAACUUACCGGCAUGUCAUUGAUUUGCGAUCCAAGUCGAAACAAGAAGUAUAUGCAAAAACUUCAAAAAAUGCAGUGUGUGCCAUCGGUUAUUUGUACACAAAUUUAUCAUUCCAAACUUGUCAAAACUGAAGCUGGUGCUCUGACAACACCAGGGAAGAAGAUUCUCCUCCGAUCUACUCCAUUAAGACGAUUAACCGGUGUUUUUGUUUGUCGAUCAAUCGAUGAAUUGUUAGCCAUGGAACCAUCCAAUACCGAAAACGUUCAUUAUAUUCAAUACAAAUUAUUGUCUUAUGAGUAUCUUGCCACACGUGAGCUUGUGAAUGGACCGAAAUUGACUGCAGUUGGCGAUCGAAUUAUUAAAACUGUUUUCGAUUUUGAACUGGCACAAAAUUAUGGUUUCCCUCGGCAGUUAUUACCCGUGGCAAUCGUAUCGUUUUCUCGAGAAGCCGGCUGUGAUCUAACUGCAUCGAUUCGGCAUUUUCUAAAUUUAGAAGAUCAUAAAGUUUUCGACAAGUCCUAUCUUGUCACGUCUACAAGUGUUGAAUCCGAUCGUUUACGUGAAGAACGCGAGAGAAAAGAAGAUGCUGAAGCUGAACAAGAAUUUUUGAAUGAAGACAUCCAACGACGACAACCAUUGGCUGAUCUAUCGAAGAAGAGCACGGGUAUAACUCUAUCAAUCGAUAGUCUUCGUUUAGAAAUUGUUUUCUCUAUGUAUUUAGAUACUGGAAAUACACGAGUGACAGAUAUGUCUGCACCAUCAAUGCGACCUCCAUUAAAGAUUAAAAUCCCGUUGACGGAAAAAACAGCCAAACAAUCUGUUGCGGAUGCACCGCUUGACCGAAAAUUUCGAUGCUUACUUCAGCUAGAUCGAUUGGAUCUAUCCAAGUACAGUAUCAGUAACAUAAAGGCAAUGGCACAAAUGAAAAAUCGCAAAUCGAGUGAACUGACAGCAUUGUCAUCAGAUUCAACUCAUCAGGGAACGAAAUCAUUAAUUAUUACAAAGCCGCAUAAACAUCAUAAGCCAUUGAAACGUUUGAACAACGAAGAAACAAAGAGACAAUCAACUUCGCUUUCAGAAAUAUUCAAAGAGAAACGUUCGGAUGAAACAAGAUCAGUUGGUGUAUCUGCAAUUGAUAUGACAGUAUCAUCAGCAAGGGAAAAGAGCAAAGAAAGAUCGGACUCAUCUUCGUCGAUGUCACCGAUAUAUCGACCGUUACCAUCUAUUCUAAAACGAUUAGACAAAGAUGUGAAGAAAAAGAAAGUUGUACGACCUUCAUUACCAACGGAAUAUCGCUGCUCACUACCUUUAACACAAAUCGAUCUAUCCAUGUACGAUCUUGAUUUACCACCACUACCUACAACUUCAUCUAUUACCACCGAAUCGCUGGUCACAACUUCACCAUCGGAUUCAACGUCUUCAUCUGAACGCCGAACCGAUUCUUCCAAUAAUGCACCAGCGGAAUCUGAAAAUGUUGGAGGUAUUAAUCAGCAAACAUUUACAUUGGAACAGGAGAGCAACCAGGACCUGGACGAUACAAAUUUAUUUGAUGGUCCAAUGUUCGACGAUAUCAAUACAAAUGUACCUUUACCAAAUAUCAUAGAUGAAUUUUUAACACCUGAUCUCAAUGAUGCAUUACUUACGACAGAUAUCGAAGUCGAUCUCACAUCGUCAAGUGAUAUUGUCCUGAGACCGGUCAAUUCAAAGAAUGAUAUUUCAUCAUCUCUAGUCUAUGAAACAGUUCCGGAAGCAAUGAAUGAUAUUUUGACAGAUGCAUCGAACGCAUGUACAGCAGAGGUUACAGACGCUAUCGCAUCAGCAGCUGCAACUGAAGUACCGGCAUCUACAACUAAUCAUGAAGAAAUGGAUACUUCAAAUGAUAUCCAGAUGGAUGUGAGCAAUGAAAAUCAUUUAUCAAUCACAACUGCUGAUCAAAGUGAAACGACCAACGAAACAUUAUCAAACACUGUCAAUGAAGAAGCAAUCAAAUCCAAUUCUCCUGAUUCAUUGGUUGCUUACUCACCAACAUUGCCACCUCUCGAUGAUGAUCCUAUUUUACUUUCUGUUGAAACUCCCCAACUUCCAAUUGAUAAUGUACCCAACCCAGAUCCACAGGAAUAUCUCAUCAUUGUACCAUGUUCAGAUGAUGAAGACUACCCUGAUGAUGAUGACGACAUUACUACUAACAAAACUGAUUCAAAAAUAAUAACAACUGAUGAUGUGAAAAAGAAACCAGCGGAGUGUCAAAACGAACCAGUCUACAAUGAAAAAACUUCCCCUCCCCUCAAUCCAUUACUAUCACGAGUUCUUACGAAUCUCAAUCGUUCGAAUUCUGAUCGUUUGUCCAUCUCACCCACCUCAUCAUGUUCCUCAAUAUCGGCGUCAAUCCUUCAAAAUCAAUAUCCACAAUCACCAUUACAGCUAACUGUCGUUUCUUUAUCACAAAAAAUUCUUAAUAAAAGACGACGAACAUCGAAUUGUAUCGCAUUUCCUCACUUUAACAUGCCCAUUCCAUUGCUUGCCCAUGAGCCAUUGAUUGAUCCACGUCUAAUCUAUCGUUUACAAACGAUAACAACGGAUCUUCGUUGGCCAACUCCUUGUAAUCAAUGUUCCAUAUCUAGUCAUCAUCCAUCAUUAUCCACAAGCACGACUCAAAUGAUAUCUCUAGAUCGAAAAUGUGUAUCAAAUUGUAUCGAUCCGCGUCGCGCAACAUUGAAAAUUGCUAUUCUAAACUUUAUCCAUCAACGCUUAAAACUUCUCAUACCAAAUAUUUUCAUAAUCAAUUCGAAUGAAUUCCAACAUCUUUUAUUUGAACAAACCACAUUUGAAACCAACUGUUCCCUGCAUCUAGAACAUCUCCUGGACAAACUCAAUGAACUUGAUGAUGUCAACUUUUUUCAAUUACUCAAAAUUUAG
This is a messenger RNA of Adineta ricciae, 3075 nucleotides long. The record is from the annotation of a GenBank genome assembly. Lineage: Eukaryota; Metazoa; Rotifera; Eurotatoria; Adinetida; Adinetidae.